This is a messenger RNA of Elephantulus edwardii (Cape elephant shrew), 1149 nucleotides long. Its product is annotated as transcription initiation factor TFIID subunit 4-like. Lineage: Eukaryota; Metazoa; Chordata; Mammalia; Macroscelidea; Macroscelididae. The coding region runs from base 1 to 1149 and encodes 382 amino acids. Gene Ontology annotation, biological process: protein folding. The record is from RefSeq and is a predicted model, not a curated record. The transcript has 7 exons. Gene Ontology annotation, cellular component: prefoldin complex; cytoplasm.
AUGUAUUUAUGGCAACGGAGCGGCCCGGAAUGUCCAAUGGGAGCGCUGAGCCAGGCGGAGUGGGCACGGGCUGGCCAGGCCCCCGGGGAGGGGACGCAGGAUGCGCGAGGGUGUGGAGAGGUGGAAAGGGAUGGAGUCAGCGAGAGUCUGCCCCAGCCGCCCUCUCCAGGCACAGCCGCCGGUGGUGGCCGCUUGCACAAUCCACUGCAGGGCGGCGAGGUCUCCGAGUGCGGCCCUGGAGGCUGCCUGCCAGGACCAAGCGCCCGCGCCUCCGAGCCCGAGCCCGAGCCCGAGCCCGCUCUGCCUCGGCUGGGCUGUGCAUCUCGCUCGAGUGCGACAUCGCCAGGUCCUGAGCCAGCCUCCCAGCCGCCGCUGCUGCUGCGUGGGAUUCCGCUGCUGCUGCCACCGUGUCAGUCUGUGUUGUUGAGCGCCUUCUCGGACCUGCCUCUCUUCCAAGAACGACGACUUAACUCCCGGCAACUGGCUCUUCCCGGCGACGUGUCUACAGCCCCGCCCCCACAGGCCCCGCCUCCCGGCUGCGGCCACGCCCCCGUCCCCGCCCCUCCGCCCUCGCCGGGCGCGGCGCCCCCUAGUGCCGACUGCUGGAGCUGGCGGGCGCUCGCCACACCCCCCUGUUUCUGUCGGCGCACGGCGGGCGCCUAUCCCUUUAAGUGGGACAUACCAAGUCUUUCACGGUUCGGGGCCCUUCCUGAGUCAGCGAUGGCGGCGGUCGACGCUUCCGGGUCCCGAGAAGGAAACGUGGGGCCUGCUGCAGAAGACGUCAAUGUUACCUUUGAAGACCAGCAGAAGAUAAACAAAUUUGCACGGAAUACGAGUAGAAUCUCAGAGCUAAAGGAGGAGAUAGAUGUAAAAAAGAAACAGCUGCAGAAUUUAGAAGACGCUUGCGAUGACAUCAUGCUGGCGGAUGAUGCCUGUCUAAUGAUACCCUACCAAGUGGGUGACGUUUUCAUUAGCCAUUCUCAGGAGGAGACACAAGAAAUGUUAGAAGAAGCAAAGAAAAAUUUGCAAGAAGAAAUCGAUGCCUUAGAAUCCAGAGUGGAAUCCAUCCAGCGGGUGCUAGCAGAUUUGAAAGUUCAGUUAUAUGCAAAAUUCGGGAGCAACAUAAACCUGGAAGCAGAUGAAAGUUAG